This is a messenger RNA of Coffea arabica (coffee), 262 nucleotides long. NCBI's taxonomy places the organism in Eukaryota, Viridiplantae, Streptophyta, Magnoliopsida, Gentianales, Rubiaceae. The record is from RefSeq and is a predicted model, not a curated record.
UUAAGGAUGUCAGGGGCACAAGGAGCACAACCAAAGGAGUCCUAUACGGCUACAACGUAUGAAUCAAAAGAUGUAGGAGAGAACAAGCCCAGAACCAACCUUUAUUCCAAGGAGGAUGAGGGCUAUAUUGAGGUUGAUAAAAUUCAGGAGAAAGUAGAGGAUCCUGUGGGCAAGGGAGGUCCUGUUUUUGGCGCUGGCAAGCAUGAUGACAAGGAGGACUUGGGUGUUACUGGAACUGGUUAAUUAAUUAGUAUGCAUGGUC